This is a messenger RNA of Cygnus olor (mute swan), 1803 nucleotides long. It is a transcript of the gene CAPZA2, whose product is annotated as capping actin protein of muscle Z-line subunit alpha 2. Gene Ontology annotation, biological process: actin cytoskeleton organization; barbed-end actin filament capping. The coding region runs from base 53 to 955 and encodes 300 amino acids. Lineage: Eukaryota; Metazoa; Chordata; Aves; Anseriformes; Anatidae. Gene Ontology annotation, cellular component: F-actin capping protein complex; actin cortical patch. The transcript is spliced from 10 exons. Gene Ontology annotation, molecular function: actin filament binding. The record is from RefSeq and is a predicted model, not a curated record.
GCCCCCGCCCGCCGACCGGCCAUGAUCCCGCCGCCGCCCCCCCGCCGCGCGCAUGCGCAGGCAGCGUGGGGGCGCUGCGGAGGCGGACGGGAAGAUGGCGGCCCUGGAGGAGCAGCUCUCCGAUGAGGAGAAGGUGCGUAUAGCAGCAAAAUUCAUAAUUCAUGCACCCCCUGGGGAAUUCAAUGAAGUGUUCAAUGAUGUUCGGUUGCUGCUUAAUAAUGACAAUCUUCUCAGGGAAGGAGCAGCCCAUGCAUUUGCACAGUACAACUUGGACCAGUUUACUCCAGUAAAAAUUGACGGUUACGAUGAACAGGUUUUGAUAACAGAACAUGGCGAUUUGGGAAAUGGAAAAUUUUUGGAUCCCAAGAACAAGAUUUCUUUUAAGUUUGAUCACUUAAGAAAGGAGGCUACUGAUCCUAGGCCCCAUGAAGUUGAAAAUGCCAUAGAAUCCUGGAGAAAUUCAGUUGAGACAGCAAUGAAAGCAUAUGUGAAAGAACACUAUCCAAAUGGUGUAUGCACAGUGUAUGGUAAAACAAUUGAUGGACAGCAAACCAUUAUUGCAUGCAUAGAGAGCCAUCAGUUCCAAGCAAAAAAUUUUUGGAAUGGCCGCUGGAGGUCAGAAUGGAAGUUUACAAUCACACCUUCAACCACUCAAGUGGCUGGCAUCUUGAAAAUUCAGGUUCACUAUUAUGAAGAUGGUAAUGUUCAGCUUGUGAGCCAUAAAGACAUACAGGAUUCUCUAACAGUGUCUAAUGAAGCCCAGACGGCAAAGGAAUUUAUAAAAAUUGUAGAGGCUGCAGAAAAUGAGUAUCAGACUGCUAUCAGUGAGAAUUAUCAGACUAUGUCAGACACUACUUUCAAGGCCUUACGUCGACAGUUGCCAGUUACCCGCACCAAGAUUGACUGGAACAAGAUUCUUAGCUAUAAGAUUGGAAAAGAGAUGCAGAAUGCUUAAAACAAACGUUGCAUGACUGGAUCAUUUUAGUGUCCUUGUAUACAAAUAAAUUACAAAAAGUAUUUGGAACUGUCAGAUCAUCACCCAGUCAGCAUGGGCUUUUGCCAUGGAAAAUCACUGUAAGUAGUUUGGUUAGAGCACAAAGCUUAGCUAAUUGAUCUUUUUUUUUUUUCUUUCUUUUCAGAGGUUUGCAACUUCAUUGUAGCUGAGUAUCUUCCUUUAGAGUUUCUGUUGUACCUUUAUUUGUUUUUUAUAAUGAAGAAACCAUGCCUUUAGUUUUCAAUUACAAGUUAAGAACAGUUUGAAAAUAUUUUUGCAUAUAAUAACCCUUUCUCUUGCUUUCAUGUGAAAUGGACAACUUCCAAAAUGCGCUGGAUUCCUUGUGGAGAUCAGUAGUGUGCGUUUCUAGGUCAAGGUCAACAUGGAGUUAGCUAUAGGUGCUGUUGUUGAAAUCAUCUACCCUUUAAUUGUGUGUAAAAUUGAGAAAGCAUUUUCUAUGUUGUUUAAACCUUUCAGCAUACUUAAUUAGCUAGCUCCAUGUUAAUUAAACUUAAAAAAGAAAAGAAAAGGCCAAGGCCAAGGUCGAAUGCUGUUUCAAGAUUUUGAAAUUAAAUAAAAGUACUUAUUUUAGAAAUUCAUUUAAUGCUUUGAUCCUGACAGUUACUUAAACAAGCUCAAACUCCAUCUGCCCUUGAGUUUUUAUCAUAAAGCCACAAAUGUAUUAUAACAUGGCAUAUUGUAAUAUAUAUAAUCCUGUACUCAUUACCAUGUCUGUCAGUUUAUUUUUUUUUCUUGGAUUGAAAUGUACUAAAACUCAAUGUGACAUUAAAAUGCAAAUUUUCUAUUUA